Molecule: messenger RNA, 4210 nt
Organism: Dicentrarchus labrax (European seabass)
Lineage: Eukaryota; Metazoa; Chordata; Actinopteri; Moronidae
Product: protein shisa-like-2A
Exons: 3
Coding region: 92-598 (168 amino acids)
Source: RefSeq, a predicted model, not a curated record
UUGCGGCAGCGGGUGACGGGCGAUGUGAGAGCGGUUUUAAUGUGCGCCACACCGCAUCCGACUGUCCGUGUGCGGACAGACUUCGUCUGACAUGAGUUCGGACUGUGAAAGUUACUACAGCAAAGAAAACGUGUUCGUGGAGGGAUUCACGUGUCCGAAGGUGGACAGUGACACCACGGCACUUUUCUGCUGCGGGUUCAGUGACUUGAAGUACUGUUGUGAUGACCCCAACAGCUUUUUCCCCUACGAGUAUGGAUACAUGUGGUGGUUAAGUCUUGGAGCUCUUGUGGGUCUGUCUGUAGCAGCUGUGGUUCUUCUCGCCUUCAUCAUCACUCUCUGUGUCCUCUGCUAUCUGUUCAUCACCACUAAACCCAGGGGUUUGGACAACGGGCUGCCUCUGCGAGCACCAGGUGCUACAUUGAGUCCACAAGUACCAGGUCCGAGUCAUACCGCUGCCCCUGCUGGCCCACAAGGCUUCAGGAAACACUUCCUGAGGGGCAAGCUGGACUGUGACAACCAGCCCCCGGACCCUGAUCGCCUUUUCCAACGUUGUUUCAUGGCAACUGUGACAUCUAUCAACGUUGAGGGUCCUGCAUAGACUGGUGGACUUUAUCUUGAUUCCCUCUUUGGCAGCCAACUACUGGUCACCACUAAGCUGUCACUUUUCUGAGAAGAUUAGUGAUCGCUUGAAUCCUGAAUAGAAGAGUUAAGGUACCAGAGCUAAUUUGGGGGAAAAGGGGUUCUCCUGGUCCACACUUCUCCCAAAGGUUCCCAUUUGGAGUCACGAUUACAGUGUUUCUGAUGCCUUCAUUUUACCUCCGCUUACUAUCUUGCCAUCGUAACUAAAUGCAUAGUAAUAUGUAUGUGCUACGUGCAUGAACGUGACUACAAACCAGGCUGAUAUUGAAACAAAAUAUUAUGGGAAAUGCAAAACUUAUUUUAAAUUACAUUUCAGUGGUCUCAUACUACAGUUUAUGCAUUUUCAUUGGAAAUUUGGAAUAUUUUGACAGUAUUAUGUUUUUAAAUGACUUUCAUUUCCUUUUGUGUCCUUCUAAAGGCAGCUUGCGUACCACCAGUGGUAUACGUACCAUAGCUUGAGAACCAGUUAUCUAAACACUGACUGUAGCAGAAGAAAAAGAGUGAUGCAAAUGUGAUCUCAGUUACUUUGCAUUUUUCAUUUAUGAGUUGUAGUUUGGAAGUCGUACAUAUUAUUUGUUGUGAUGUGUUUGUGUAACUGUCUGUUGGACACUCAGAGCAACAGUGUUCCUCAUAAUCAACAUACAAACAAAAAACUGUGAUUGCUAAUUGCUCUUAUUUUGCCUGUCCCAUCAGGGCAACGACAGUAUUUUGGGGAGUAAAUUAAAAAACGACAAGACAAAAUGACACAAUUAUGUGAUUGUGUAGACAAUCGAGUAUUUUUAUGGCGGUAAAUCGGCAGAAGAGAAUGUUUAGAAAAUGUUUGCUGACUGCAAAAUCAAAAGAAUUGAAUACAGAUAAUUUGAAAUAUGUGGUUAUUAUUGGCUUUAGACAGAUGAGAUGAGUUGAGUUAUUAUAAAUGUAUUAGAGCUCAUUCCCUUAAGUCCAGAGGUUGUUGGCACCUGUUACAAAAAAAAAUGUUUUCAAAAUUACAUCCACUGAGAAAUAACCUCAAAACCCUCUCUGAAUGAUGAUUAAUCAGAGUCAGAAAUGUUUUCACUGAACCUGAGAGACAGACAGAGUGAUUUUGACAAACAAAUACUAAGUGAAUUGUUUAGUUUCACCUAAAUUUCCAAGGGAACUGAGCGCUCGUUGUUUGUUUUGUUUGCCUGUUCUGCUUAGCUUAGCAGUAGUGAUCGGGGUUGGUGCCACGAUAUUGAGAUCCCGCCCAUAUGUCGAACCGACUCCUUUACGAACAGGGAUCAGCUCUUAAUCAUGUUGUGAAACCCCCUUUUAUUUCAAAUAACUAAUUAAAAACAAACGUACCAAGAAAAAGAACACUUUAACAUACAUCAGCAUGAUAAGAACUACCUAAUAUGACAGUAACCAUCUUUUGGAAAUUAAUAUGACGUGAAAUUUAUAUUUAAAUGUUUUGGUUUGGCCCAUGUCCUGUCCACCACCAGAGGGCAAUCGAGAUGUUUUGGUUUCACUUUUGGAGAGCUGUCAUAUGGUCCAUCUUUAUAUAUGUCAGUGCAUCUGGCGCACAGGGCCACUCCACUGAUUGUACACACAGCUCAGUUUACCCGUCAUGAUCAUCUGGGUUUUGAGGCUUCAAAUUUUUACAAACUGGGGACAUGAAAAGAUGUGGUUUACCAGGCAGGGAGAGUCCAGCAAAAUACAUUAUGGAGUGCAUUAUGGGAAUUGUAGGCUCUAGUGUUUUUGGAGCUUGACCCAAACUAGGGUCACAUACUAAAAGUCAGGAUAUCUCCCCUCUGCUUUGAUUUAUCUCGUAGCUUUUUGGAAGUGCAGUACUAACCCCUAAAAGUAUGUCCACUGGAUAACGCUCUGUCAAGUUCCUGUUGCAUCACAUCUCUGUCUCAUUUCAAAUGUCCGCUGGAAGAGUUUCUGGAGUGGAGCAUCUAAUGGCAGCCACUUUGCAACAAAGUUGUCAAUAUUUUUAACGCAGUCCUCUUGGUGCAUUCCAUUUAAACAGAGAAGUUGACAUUUCUGAGCUCCCAGUCGGAUAUUUCAACUGGAAUGCCUCCUGAAGUCAGAUUUCUUUAGGAAGGCAGGUAGAACGUCACCAACCCCACCCUCAAAAUCGAAUAUGGCUGCUCCAUGCAUCAUCUGUAAUAUAAAAUACAGCAUAUUGCGUUAUCAACCGGUAUUGUUAACAAUGGCUAAUCUGGCAAGAGCUUGGUUUUCCGACUUGUACUGGAAUUCCCAAUUCUGACUACUGAGGUAAAUGGAAUGCACCAUCGGUCUGUCCACCACUUGGGUCCAGACUCAACAGCUGUUGGCUAGAUUUUGUACAGACAUUGAUGGUCCCAGAGAAUGAAUCCUGACAAGUUUGGUGAUCCCCUGACUUUACUCUAGUGCCAUGAUAAGGUUUACAUUUAUGGUUUUGAGUGAAAUAUCUCAACAAUUUUGGAUUGCCAUGACAUUUUGUACAGACAUUUAUGUUCCCCCUGAGGGAACCCUCAGGAUUGAUUGUUAUCACUUUGUUAAAAACUUGACUUUUCACCAUCAGGUCAAAAUUCUCGGUUUGUCUAAUUCUUUGGUUUAGGACCAGAGAACUGCACUACUGAAAUCCCCAUCAGCCUCAGCUGUAUUUCGUGGUUAUUGCUAAUGCUAGCAGAUGUUAGCUCGCUGACAUGCAAAAUUGAGAUGGUAAAUAUUAAACCUCAGCAUCAGCAUGUUAGUGCUGUCAUUGUGAACAUGUUAGCAUGCCAUUAGCUUUUAGCUCAAAGCACCGCUGUGCCUAAGUACAGCCGGACAGAGGCUAGCAUGGCUGCUGAGUCUUAAAUCUUGUUGUGUUUUACAUGCACAUUAAAUACACGUUUGCAGCUCAUCUAUGAUCAAUAUGAGAACAGAAUAUUUGUGCCUGUACUUUGUUUGAUUUCAUUGUAUGCAGCACAUCCUGUUAUCUUUGUUUUCUAACUGUAUUUCCUGAACAGUCAGUAACUAAUGAAAUACACAAAAAUAUUUUAUUCAUGUCAACUGACAGGUUGUAUAUACGUUCAACAGCAAAGUAAACAGAGUUGUGUAUGUGCAACAUGCUCAGCAGCCACUGACAUGACAAUAGGUGACAAAACACUUUCCUUUUAGGGUGAAAUAUUCCUGUUAAUUUACAUAAGCAAAUUAGUAUAGAUUUACACUUAAGUGUUAACAGUUACAUGAAGCCUUCUUAAAUACACAGAAAGUUGAUUUGUUGAAUUUAAAAUGUUUUGGGCUGAAUUGUUGCUCCAGAAUUGUUGUAAUGAGAAAACCCUUGUCUCAUGCAUUCAUCAAUUCUGUGCUGUGUUAAACAUGAACAUUGCAGAAUGGAUACAGUCUGGACAAUUUGUGUUUUGCUUUGAUGGUGUUGUAGGAGACGCCACAGCUUUAUGUUGUAGCUGUAAACUAUCAUAUUGUGCCAUGACUGCCCAGUUCAUUGUUAGAAUAUUUGUGUAAUGUCAGUCUGUUUAUUAAUUAAUCUGUGAGAUUAUGAGGGACCUCAUUAGCAAGAUAUGGCAACUCAAGUGCCUCUUACUAAUAUGUGUAUUUUCCAAAGUUGAUAAAGUUAUGAACUUCA